CCUUGAACCUGACAACAACCGUCACUACCCAUCACCAUGCAGGCCUGUCUUUGCAUUGUCGUGUUUGGAACAGUCCUUUUGGCCUCAACAGACGCUGGGUACUACAAGCGCCCUCCUCCUCCCAGCAAGUUGCACUACCUUCCCAAACCACCUCACCAUCUUUACAACAAACCAAACUUUCACUCCUAUCGUCCCGCACCCAUCCACGCCCCUCGCAACCCCAUCAGACCUCCUCCUCGUCCUUACAUACACAAGCCGACUCCACCUUCGCCUCCACCCUUUCCGCCAGUCUCUUGGAAGUCUCACAACAACUUCCGGGCCCCAGUGGUAAAGGAGCAGUUCCUUUCUUCUCCUCUAUCUUUCACGCCCGAGGUCACACAGCAUUUCCUUCAGGAUGAUGAUAAAGGACCCAUCCACACCAUUCCGGCACCCAACCUGAGCCCGGCAGACAAGCCACCUAACUUUGACCAAGAGCAGCACAACCCAGCACUGAAUGCUGUGCUCAAGCAUGCGGCUGAAGCAGUCAGAGCCAAACCUACCACAUACCAGGGCCAGGUGGCUGUGGUGAUGGUAGUAAGUCAGCUGGGUCGCUGA
Molecule: messenger RNA, 594 nt
Organism: Macrosteles quadrilineatus (aster leafhopper)
Lineage: Eukaryota; Metazoa; Arthropoda; Insecta; Hemiptera; Cicadellidae
Exons: 3
Coding region: 37-594 (185 amino acids)
Source: RefSeq, a predicted model, not a curated record